AUGGCAGGGUCAUCCUCUUCUGAGCUGGACUCAUCGUCCAUUCCCUCGCCCACCAGCUCCGAGGUCGACGAACAUAUUCUGAGAAUGCGUCAAGACAAAGGCGCUAACAGUCAGGGGGUGGCGUUGGAGGGGGACGACGACGUAGACAACGAGGGCAGGGAGUGCAAGGAGGAUAGAGAGAGGAGCGGGGGAGACAAUGGAGCAGACGACGCGAAGGCUAGGAACGAAAGUCACAGAGACGAUCGUAGCAGCUUUGCCGCUCCUGUAGGCGCAAGGCCUGACGCACAAUCACUCGAGGUAGCAAGCAUCGGAGACACCACGCCAGCCCAACCCGUCAGGCAACCUCAUCACGCCAGACAAGGCUCAUCACCUCGCACUCCGCCGAUGAGCACCUCAACAGCUCGGCCUCCGCCUCGCUUCACAGCGCCAUCGCCCUACGUCCCCGUACCAUCGAUCCAGCGCCUGCCAGCCCCAACCCAAUCCUCCACGCCGCGUCCUCUACCCUACCUCUCAGAUGGGCACCACGUUAUCCCUGUCUGGCAUGCCGGCGCACUCAGUUUCUUCAUCUCCUCGUGGGGAACAGCCUUCCUGCCCACCUCGGUCGGGGAACAGCCAUCGUCAACGGUACAAUGCUUUACCGAGACGAUCAAGAGCGGCGCCCUGUUGCCCACCGAGGUCAUUGCCGUGCCCAUUGUCGCGGGGAAGGAGCACUCCGGGGGGAGGCUCGAGGGUAGCCUUCUUGUGCGCAUAGCCGGGGACUAUCGGGCACUCUGGACUAUCUCCUCACCGAUCUACUUCGCGUCCACCACCUAG
Messenger RNA from Jaminaea rosea, 813 nucleotides. RefSeq lists its product as hypothetical. NCBI's taxonomy places the organism in Eukaryota, Fungi, Basidiomycota, Exobasidiomycetes, Microstromatales. Bases 1 to 813 code for a protein of 270 amino acids. The transcript is spliced from 2 exons. The record is from RefSeq and is a predicted model, not a curated record.